This is a messenger RNA of Capsicum annuum, 2051 nucleotides long. RefSeq names its product protein IQ-DOMAIN 17. The record is from RefSeq and is a predicted model, not a curated record. The transcript is spliced from 5 exons. Lineage: Eukaryota; Viridiplantae; Streptophyta; Magnoliopsida; Solanales; Solanaceae. Gene Ontology annotation, molecular function: protein binding. The coding region runs from base 190 to 1830 and encodes 546 amino acids.
CCAUCAUAUUCAAAAGCUAGCGUGUAUCUCUCGCUUUCACUUUCUUUUGUAUCUGCCCUUUCUUUUAUGUCUUUGUAUGUAUCUUUUUCAUUCACUUACUUUUACUCCAUCUCUGUCCCAAAAAAUAAAAAGGCUGAAAUCAUAAUUUCUCUGAGUUGUCCAUCAUCUCUUUCAUAAUUUCCUAAUUCAAUGGGAAAUAAUAAGAAAGGAUCACCAUCUUCUUCUUCAUGGUUGACUGCUGUUAAAAGAGCUUUUAGAUCUCCUAUUAAAGACCCUCAAAAGAAAAAGCAAAUUAAAACAAGAAAUGAGAUCAGUGAAGUUGAUGAAGACGAAGAAGAAAAGAAGAAGGAAAAGCGAAAGUGGCUUUUCAGGAAGCCUACCACACACCAGACUCCGCUUACUAAAGUAGAGAAUGAUGACGUGUUCGCUCCUCCUACUGCACGAAGAGCGGACGAGAGGCAUGACGCCAUUGCUGCAGCUGCGACAAAUGCUACAGCUGCAGCUCAGGCUGUAGCUGCGACAGCACAGGCAGCUGUUGAGGUGGUUCGACUGGCCAAACCUCCUGUUUCUAGAUUCGAUACAUCUUUUUAUUCGGGGGAUAUGGAGCAUCAGGCGUCUACUAUAAUUCAAACAGCUUUCAGGGGAUAUCUGGCAAGAAGGGCUCUAAAAGCACUAAAAGGUCUAGUCAAAUUGCAAGCUUUGGUGAGAGGUCACAAUGUUAGAAAACAAGCAAAGAUGACUCUCAGAUGUAUGCAAGCUCUUGUUAGAGUUCAAGCGCGGGUACUGGACCAGCGAUUUAGGCAAUCUCAAGAAGGAAGUAGAAAAUCAACAUUUAGUGACACCAGUAGCAUGUGGAAUUCCCAGUAUCUUCAAGAUAUCUCAGAUAGAAAAUCAAUGUCACGAGAUGGAAGCAGCAUUCCUGAUGAUUGGGAUGAAAGGCCUCACACCAUUGAAGAGGUAAAAGCAAUGCUGCAAAAAAGAAAAGAAGCUGCCUUGAAACGUGGAAGGACCUUAUCCGAUGCCUUUUCUCAGCAGACAAGGAGAACAGGCAGAAACUCCUCGAUAGGCAGUGAUGCGGAUUUUGGAGAAAAACAUCCAUGGAUGGACCGGUGGACGGCUGCAAAACCAAGGGACAGUAGUAAGGGCAGAGCAUCAACUGAUCAGAGUACUGAUCCCGUUAAAACUGUUGAAAUGGAUACAUCUCAACCUUAUUCGUAUUUACCUCCUAAUCUAAGAAGAUCAGACGAACGACAACAUCAGCAUUACCAACGACCAAGUUCACCCCUUCAUAGAACUCAAAAAAAUAACUCUUUUCAAUUCCCUGUUACACCUUCUCCAUCCAAAACGAGACCAAUUCAAGUCCGUUCUGCUAGUCCUCGGUGUACAAGAGACGAAAGAAGUCACAUCGCAGUUCAAACACCAAGCCUGAGGCCUAAUAAUAGCUACUCCUUGAACGGUAGCUCACACCAAUGUAACAGGCUAACUUCCGGUGCUGCAGCAAUUCCUAAUUACAUGGCUGCAACCGAGUCUGCUUUGGCACGAAUUCGUUCGCAAAGUGCCCCACGACAGAGGCCUUCAACCCCAGAGAGGGAUCGAGCUGGAUUAGCUAAAAAACGACUCUCUUUCCCUGUCCCUGACCGUUAUGGCAAUGUCACGUUAGGCCAUGGACCAGGGUAUGAAAACAGUCUUAGGAGUCCAAGCUUUAAGAGUCUUGGCGGAGUACAUUUUGGCUAUGAACAACAAUCUAACUAUUCUUCUUGUUACACGGAGAGUCUUGGAGGUGAUAUCUCUCCAUCCUCAACUAGCGAUUUGCGAAGGUAUUUAAGAUGACCAAAGGGCAAAAAUAAGGUGAUCAAUGUACAUGCUAAUUAUGCAUAUUGUAACUGUAAUGCCUUUUCCUGCUUGUUUGUUUUUUAGCUUUGUUUGGAGUGUGAUUUUCUUCUGACUUGAUGUGCUAGUCAAAGCAUAUUGUAACUAGUUUUUGAAGCAUUGUUUAGUGAAAUAGCAUCUAUCUCAAUCAAUGUUAUAGGGCUAAUUUUGAUGGGAUUCAA